Mytilinidion resinicola is the source of this 2448-nucleotide messenger RNA. RefSeq lists its product as uncharacterized. Bases 1 to 2292 code for a protein of 763 amino acids. Lineage: Eukaryota; Fungi; Ascomycota; Dothideomycetes; Mytilinidiales; Mytilinidiaceae. The transcript has 2 exons. The record is from RefSeq and is a predicted model, not a curated record.
AUGUCCCCGCCUGCCAUUGCCUGCCGUCGAGCAGUGCACCGCAUUCGCCCUCCUUUGGUCGACAGUGUUUGGAUCAGUGACGAGCUCCUCGCCGACGUCUACCACCGCUUUCUUCAGGCGUCCUUCUCGAGCCAGCGACGCCAUGGCAGCAAUGUCCCGGGGCCAUUGGAAGCUAGGAAAAGGGCUUCCAAACGCCGUAUGAUGGAUCUCGCGGCAGCUGGAGGGGGAGGUGCAUUUCCCAACCCGGCCAUGCUCUUUGGACCUUCAUCGACUGGACCUUCAUUGACCGGCCCUUCGUCGUGGAAAUAUCAACCUCCUUCGAAGAGCUCGCGUACAAAACCGGGGAGUUCUGAGCUACCUAUCUUGUCUCAAUGGCUGCUAGAUCUCUCGGCACCUGCUCCCCCUCGACCCAAACAAUUAGACAAUUUGGAGCAGCUUGAAGCAGAGCCGGUCCAAGAUGAACCGUCCUUUGAUGAUCGCCUACUGUCUUUCAAGAGCCUAGUGAACAGCAGGACGGACCAAAAAAUUAUACGAAAUCUAUUCCUAGAAUACUGCCCUCCUGGAGGCGAGUCCAAAAAAUUCAGCCAGCUCGCAUUCAAGCACAUGGUGGAUAUUGAGUGUCCAUUCGACCAGAUCCUCCUAUUACUACCCGAGCCCUCUAUAAACGCAGCCGGGACAGGCAAUGUCGAGCGUUUGCUCCGAUUGUUGAACGACACUCCAAUGGAGUUGACGAAUACCUCGAUUGUGAGGCUGAAGCAACGCUACAAUUACUUUUUUUGGACUAUCUGUAAACUCAACGCACCCGGCAGCCAACGAAACAUGACCGACGGGGAGAUAUUAACCGUUGUUCACACACUCAAGUCUGCCAACCCUACAGUCCUCCAGGACCUCGAACGCGCUCAUCUUUACAACGAUUUGUGGCAAUCCUGUUUUACUCGCGCGAACAUAGUCUCUCCAAAGUCGUUCGAUGCUGAGCUAUUCCAGCAAAUCACCAGGACCUUCAAGUGCCACUACGGACCGGUGCCCCUGCGGUGGAUGAAAUCCAAGCAGGAGCCUCUUGUGGAGGAUCUAGUAGGCUUACUUCGUUGGAACUUAAAAAAAGCAAACAGGAAAAAGAAUAAUGUGCUCCUCGCCUUUAACACGAUCCCAAUAUCACUUCUGCCGAGCCUAUUCAGGGCAGUCACUGCGUCCGUUGCUCGCCAGCCCGAGCCCCACCAGCGAGCUUCAGAGCUCGAUUCGUGGCUACAGCUUGUAGACGCCUUCUCGAAAACUCAAUUGCCUGAAAAUGCACGUCGGAAGAUAAUAGACAUGGUCUACAGAGAACUCGCCGCCCAGAACGUGGGGCCAGUAAACGUUUUAAGCUAUGUUGCUAAAUUUAAUCUCAAGAGAACAAUCCACUCUUUGAUUGCGGGCUGGGCCCCAGACGUAGGUCUCCGGACGAAGCUUAUGACCUGUGCGAACAGUUUUCUCAAGUCGCGAACGACAUCCGAUCGCAAACGUCUCGGCGGAGCUCUGGUCGAGCUUCUUGUCGAGAUGGAAAGUCUAGAAGAACCCAUUUCCGCUGCUGUAGAUGAGUCCGUCGAGCUUGUAUAUCGUCAACCAGGCGGCGGAGCCAAGGCUGUAGUAGACUUCCUCACGGAGCUGGCUCUGCGAACUAGCACACAAUUCAAUCCCCAAAUUCUCUACCGAAUUGUCCUCGAGACAAUGUACACCGACAGCGCUCACGCCUACAAACUCUGCGAGAUUGUCUCAAGCCUCGACUUGCGUUUUAACCCCAAUUUCCCGGUCCACCACAUCCUCGGUGGCCUCCGCUCGAUGAUGGAUAUGUCCCGCAUUGUGCUCAAUGCCCGGCGUCGCGACCAUCUUCCGACGCCGUACCGUAAUCAGCCACUCGUGGAUCUUUACCAGAUCCGCGUUGAGCUCAUCCAUCAGAUUGCGUACCAGUACUCCCUCGACGAAAGCUUCACCCAUAAGUCAUCUGGCCGCGCGCUUUACUACCUCUGGAAGUAUUUGAGAGUCCAUAGCCUUCCCAUCGGACCACUGAUGACCAAGGCUCUUGUCAAUGUGUUCGUCACACGCCCAUUGCUGGAUCGCCGGUGGGUCAGCACACGCCGUUUUACAAUCGUCCGGGACGCGGUCGCGAGGGUCGAGGGCAAGGAGACGGCAGCAAAGCUACACGAGACUUUCUGGUAUUGGAGGGGAGAGCUUAUCCGUGACGCUAAAAGGCGGCAUCUCAUAGCUGGAGGUGAGGCAAGGGCAAGCGUUGCGGUAGUGAGGAGGCUGGGGCUUUGAGCGUACAGAGCCGUGGAACGUAAAGACGUAAGCGCUCCUAAUAAGGCGGCAGCAGGUGGUGGAUGAUUUGUAUAGUGUAUUCAUGUAUAUACCGGCUAUAUCUGCCGUAGCUACCCAGGAUAUAGGGUUAUAAACAACACCAUAUAUCACGAGUGU